Molecule: messenger RNA, 10175 nt
Organism: Monodelphis domestica (gray short-tailed opossum)
Lineage: Eukaryota; Metazoa; Chordata; Mammalia; Didelphimorphia; Didelphidae
Gene: WNK1
Product: WNK lysine deficient protein kinase 1
Biological process (GO): protein phosphorylation
Molecular function (GO): ATP binding; protein serine/threonine kinase activity
Source: RefSeq, a predicted model, not a curated record
AUGUCUGGUGGCUCUGUCGAGAAGCAGACUGGUCCUGCGGGGCCCCGAUUUCUCUCGCCACCGGCUGUGCCUCCGAAAAAUGGCUCGAGCUCGGAUACUUCAGUCGGGGAGAAGCUGGGCACUGCCGGGACUGACUCCGGCGCCGGCAGGACUGAGGAGUACCGGCGGCGCCGCCACACGAUGGACAAGGAUAGCCGAGGGGCAGCCGCGACCACCACUACCACGGAGCACCGCUUCUUCCGGCGGAGCGUGAUCUGCGAUUCCAAUGCUACGGCCUUGGAGCUCCCCGGCCUCCCUCUGCCCCAGCCCCAGCCUGGGGCAGUUGCCACCGCCGCCGCCCCGCCGAGUCUUGCCCCGGAGCCCCACCGUGAGGAGCCAUCGACUCUUCCCGCUGUGUCCCCGGCGGCCCCGCAGCCUCCGGUCACCGCUGCUCCUGUGGACCAUCCCAACGGCGGCCCUGCCGCCGCCGCCGCCACCGCCGGCCGCGACCCCACAGUCAAGCACGCUCAGACUGCUGCCGCCUCCAACCAUGUGGGCAGCAAAGAGGAGCCUGCGGCCGUGAGCAGCGGCAGCGGUGGCAGCAGUAGCGCCCGGGAACAGGAGGAACGGAACCAGCAGCAGGAUGACAAUGAGGAGCUAGAGACCAAGGCCGUGGGGAUCUCCAACGAUGGCCGCUUUCUCAAGUUCGACAUUGAGAUUGGCCGAGGCUCCUUUAAGACCGUCUACAAAGGCCUGGACACCGAAACCACGGUUGAAGUAGCCUGGUGCGAACUGCAGGAUAGAAAGUUGACAAAGUCAGAGCGGCAGAGAUUUAAAGAGGAGGCUGAAAUGUUGAAAGGCCUUCAGCAUCCAAAUAUUGUCCGUUUCUAUGAUUCUUGGGAGUCUACAGUAAAGGGAAAGAAGUGUAUUGUUUUGGUGACUGAACUUAUGACAUCUGGAACCCUAAAAACGUACCUGAAAAGAUUUAAGGUGAUGAAGAUCAAAGUUCUGAGAAGCUGGUGCCGUCAAAUUCUGAAAGGACUUCAGUUUCUUCAUACCCGAACACCACCUAUUAUUCAUCGGGACCUUAAGUGUGACAACAUCUUUAUUACUGGCCCAACAGGAUCAGUCAAGAUUGGAGACCUGGGUCUGGCAACUCUGAAACGGGCUUCUUUUGCCAAGAGUGUGAUAGGUACCCCAGAGUUCAUGGCCCCUGAGAUGUACGAGGAAAAAUAUGAUGAGUCCGUUGACGUGUAUGCUUUUGGAAUGUGCAUGCUUGAGAUGGCCACAUCUGAAUACCCUUAUUCUGAGUGCCAAAAUGCUGCGCAGAUCUACCGUCGAGUGACCAGUGGGGUGAAACCAGCCAGCUUUGACAAAGUUGCAAUUCCUGAAGUAAAGGAAAUAAUUGAAGGAUGCAUACGCCAAAACAAAGAUGAAAGAUAUGCUAUCAAAGACCUUUUGAACCAUGCCUUCUUCCAGGAAGAAACAGGAGUACGAGUAGAACUAGCAGAGGAAGAUGAUGGUGAAAAGAUAGCCAUUAAGCUGUGGUUAAGAAUUGAAGAUAUUAAGAAGUUGAAGGGAAAGUACAAGGACAAUGAGGCUAUUGAAUUUUCUUUUGAUUUGGAGCGAGAUGUCCCAGAAGAUGUAGCUCAAGAAAUGGUAGAGUCAGGGUAUGUCUGUGAAGGCGAUCACAAGACCAUGGCCAAAGCCAUCAAAGACAGAGUAUCUCUGAUAAAGAGGAAAAGAGAGCAGCGGCAGCUGGUAAGGGAAGAACAAGAGAAGAGAAAGCAAGAAGAGAUCAGUCUAAAGGAGCAAGUUGAACAUCCAACAAGUGUUUCUCAGGCUGGGAACAAAUCAAUUCCUUCUACCACUGGCACAGUUACUGUCUGUACCACAUCAGCCUCAGUUUCUACCCAAGUAGAGCCUGAAGAACCAGAAGCAGAUCAACACCAACAACUGCAAUAUCAACAACCUAGUAUAUCUGUGUUAUCUGAUGGAACAGUUGACAGUGGUCAAGGAUCUUCAGUCUUUACAGAAUCUCGAGUGAGCAGCCAACAGACUGUCUCAUAUGGGUCUCAACAUGAGCAGGCACUUUCAACUGGCACAAUCCCAAGCUAUACAGCUUCUGUUGUUCAAGCACAGUCCCAACCACAUGGUGUAUUUCCUCCCUCCACAGUGGCACAGAGCCAGAGUCAUCUGGCUUCUAGUAACUUGACUGGUAUUCCAUCUUCUCAAACAGCACAACAUGUUCAGCAGGGUGUACAACAGGCAGCCCCUCCUCAGCCAACAGGGCAAUAUCUUCUUCCCCAGUCAGCAGCAUCUGGUAUGGCUACAACAGCACAGCCAGUGACUCAGCCUCAGCUCCCGCAGGUCUUGCCAAUGCCUCAAGUAUCAGUUGGGAAGCAGCUUCCUGUUUCCCAGCCAGUAUCGACCGUUCAAGGCGAACCUCAGAUACCAGUUGCAGCACCUUCCCUUGCACAGCCCUCAGUUACCCCAUCUCUCUCUGGUGCUCAUUUCCUCCCCAUGGGCCAGCCACUUCCAACAUCCUUACUCCCACAGUUCUCAGUCUCUCAGAUUCCCAUGUCAACUCCUCUUGUCUCUGUGGCUCAGACAGGUUUCCCAUCCCUGCCAAACUCUAUGGCAUCUGGCAUUAACCAGCCCCUGCUCACCUUGGCCUCAUCUGCUGCAGCAGCUGCUAUCCCUGUGGGAUCAACUGUGGUCCCUAGUCAGCUUCCCACCCUUUUGCAGCCUGUUACUCAGCUGCCAAGUCAGGCUCACCCACAACUCCUUCAGCCAGCAAUUCAGUCCAUAGGAAUACCAGCUAACCUUGGACAAGCUGCUGAGACUUCACUUCCCUCUGGAGAAUCUCUAUACCAGGGUUUCCCACCUCGACUGCCACCUCAAUACCCAGGAGACUCAAAUAUUAUUCCCUCCUCCACCGUGGCUUCUGUUUGCGUCCCUUCUACAGUUCUAUCCCCUCCCUUGCCCUCGGAAGCGUUGGCUCCAUCAGGGUACCUUCCUGCAGUUGUGCAGCCUUAUAUGGAGCCAAGUGUUUUAGUUCCUGUGGGUGGUCUAGGAGGACAGGUUCAAGUACCCCAGCCAGCAAUGAGCUUAGCACAGCAGGCCCCCUCUGCACCCUCCCAGCAAGCAGCUCUGGAGAGUACUCAAGGAGUUUCCCAAGCCAGUCCUCCAGAACCUGUGCCAUCAUCACAGCCACAGACUACCACAUUGGUAUCCUCUAUAGAUAGUGCACACUCAGAUGUAGCUUCAGGUAUGAGUGAUGGCAAUGAGAAUGUUCCAUCAUCCAGUGGGAGGCAUGAAGGGAGAACUACAAAACGUCAUUAUCGAAAGUCUGUAAGGAGUCGUUCCCGUCAUGAGAAGACUACUCGCCCUAAGUUGAGAAUUCUUAAUGUGUCGAACAAAGGAGACAGAGUCGUGGAAUGCCAGUUGGAGACUCACAACCGGAAAAUGGUUACAUUCAAAUUUGACCUGGAUGGUGACAAUCCUGAGGAGAUAGCAUCAAUUAUGGUGAACAAUGAUUUUAUUCUAGCAACAGAGAGAGACUCAUUUGUGGAUCAGGUUCGAGAAAUCAUUGAAAAGGCUGAUGAAAUGCUCAGCGAGGAUGUCAGUGUGGAACCAGAAGGUGACCAAGGAUCAGAAAACUUACAAGCAAAAGAUGACUAUGGUUUUUCAGGAUCCCAGAAAUUGGAGGAAGAGUUUAAGCAGCCAAAUCCUGCAUCUUCUAUACCACAGAGAGCAGGUGUUCCUUCUAAUUCUUUAACUCAAGUUGUACAUUCAGCUGGACGGCGGUUCAUAGUGAGUCCUGUACCAGAGAGUCGAUUACGAGAAUCAAGAUUUUUUACUGCUACAUCCAAUGAAAUGUCAGACACGGCUGCUGUUGCUCCACCCCAUGGUCCUGUAAUGAAUCUUUCUCAUUCUGCUUCAUCCCUUAGUUUGCAACAGGCAUUCUCUGAACUCAGGCAUGGCCAAAUGUCAGAAGGACCCAGUACAGCUCCCCCAAACUUCAGCCAUGCAGGACCAACCUUUCCAACUGUACCUCCCACCAUGACUAGCAUGGCCAUAGUCUUCCCUCCCACAGCAACAGCUGUGCCUUCAGUAUCAGUCCCUGCAACAAGUAGCCCUUUUAAUAGUGUUUCUGCACCAGUCACUCAGUCUGUGGUCACCAUGCCUACUGAAAAGGUAAUUGCCGGAGUUGCCUCCAGUGCAGGUGUAUUAACUUCAGGUUCUUUCCCUGUACAAGUGUCUGGACCACCAUUAACUACCAGCGUGGUUUCCAGCAUUACUGCUCCUGCAGCUGUGUCAUUGUCUACUACAACUGAAUCAGUUCAGGCCCCACCAUCUGGUGGGGGAGCUAUGUCCAGUGCUGGCCCUUUUCCUCCUACAGCAGCAUCAGUAGCUCCAGUUCCUGGAAUAAGCAGUGCUGUUCCCCCAGGUGCUAUCACCCCAGCUAUGACUUCUCAGCCUGCCCAGAAGAUUGCAGCAAGUGUAGCUAUAGCAGCCACUCUGGCUUCAGCAUCUACCACCACUCCAUUCCCAAGUAUAGCUUCACAGCCACCGCUUCAGCUCAGUAGCAGCUCUGCCUCUAGUCUAGCUGAAACAGUGGUGGUUAGUGCACUCCAUCCCAAGCAUGAUGGCACACACUCAUCAGACAAGCCACCCCUUAGCAGUGUAGUGGGGCUAUCCCUGCCCCUCUCUGUACCCUUGUCUUCCUCAGGAGCAGGGAUAUCUGAUUCAACUAGUCAGCCCAGUGCACUGCAUCCCUUGCAAGUCCCAUCUGCUGCUGCUUCUACACCUGUCCUUUCACAGGCAACAGGGAUAAUUUCCACCCCAAUACUACCCCAGGUCCCUUUACCUGGUAUCCCACCCCUAGCACAGCCUGUUGCUAAUGUGCCUGCUGUACAGCAGACACUAAUCCAUAGUCAGCCUCAACCAGCUUUGCUUCCCAACCAGCCCCAUACCCAUUGCCCAGAAAUAGAUACUGAUACACAACCCAAAGCUCCUGGUAUUGAUGAUAUAAAGACUCUGGAAGAAAAACUGCGGUCUCUCUUCAGUGAACAUAGCUCUGUUGGAGCCCAGCAUGCCCCCGUCUCACUGGAGACUUCAUUGGUAGUGGAGACCACAGUCAUGCCAGGCAUCCCAACCACCGCUGUUGCACCAAGCAAGCUCAUGACUUCCACCACAAGUACUUGCUUACCACCAAGCAGUUUGCCUCUAGGAACAACUACUGGUUUGUCAGUUGUUACACCAGUGGUCACACCCGGGCAAGCUGCCACCCCAGUCAGCUAUGUUCCAGCCCCAGCCAGCAUUGCAGCAGGGUUGAAACCUGGAACCCCUCCCUCAAAGCCACCUCUUACCAGGGUACCGGUGCUACCGGUAGGUACCGAACUUCCAUCUGGUACCCCACCCAGUGAGCAGCUGCCGCCUUUUCCAGGACCUUCACUAACACAGUCUCAGCAACCUCUAGAAGAUCUUGAUGCUCAAUUAAGAAGAGCCCUUAGUCCAGAGACUGUCCCAGUCACAUCUUCAGUUGCUCCCACAUCAGUAGUGGCUCCAACAUCAGUUGCCGGAGCAGUGCCAGUGGUAGCACCAGUUCAGAAAGCAUCUCAGAGCAUAGAAGAUAAUACCAUAAUGAACAAUGCAGAGGCCAAUGUUCUUAAGAUGGGCCGAUUUCAGGUAUCAGUUGCAGUAGAUGAUUCCUUGAAGGAGAGCAAAACUAAAUCUGAGGAAGUAAAGUCUGUUCAUUUUGAGUCGAGCACUUCAGAGUCCUCAGUGUUGUCAAGUAGCAGUCCAGAGAACACUCUGGUCAAGAAAGAUCCUGGUGGACUCGCCACAGCCCUCUGUGGUACCUCCUUGGAUAUAGUGGAUGGUGUUCCCUCUCAGAAAACUUCUGCUACACAGACAAAGCCAGAAGCUGAGCAGCCCACCACUGUUGGCCGUUUUCAGGUGACAACUACAACAGACAAGGUUGGUCGAUUCUCUGUGUCAAGAACUGAGGACAAGAUGACCACUGUGGUUGAGAGUGAGCCCCCUGUGGAACGCCCUUUGUUGGAUUCUGAACAGGUUGUUCCUUCUAUUGUGGCACCAAAGAAAGAAAGGCCUGAAUUAUCAGAGUUAAGCCAUCUUAAUGGGCCAUCUUGUGACCUGGAAGCUGCUUUCCUAAGUAGGAAUAUGGAUGAUGGUUCAGGUAGCCCACAUUCUACUCACCAUUUGGGCUCCAAGGGUAGCCUUCCAAUCCAGAACCUUAGCCAGAGCCUUAGUAACUCAUUCAACUCCUCUUACAUGAGCAGUGACAAUGAAUCAGACAUUGAAGACGAGGACUUGAAGUCAGAACUACGUCGGCUACGAGAAAAGCACCUUAAAGAGAUCCAGGACCUACAGAGUCGCCAAAAACAUGAAAUCGAAUCUCUGUAUACCAAACUGGGCAAAGUUCCCCCUGCAGUCAUCAUUCCCCCCGCUGCUCCACUCUCAGGGAGAAGAAGGAGACCCACUAAAAGCAAAGGCAGCAAGUCUAGCCGCAGUAGUUCUCUAGGAAAUAAGAGCCCCCAACUUUCAGGCAACCUGUCUGCUCAGAGUGCAACUUCAGUCUUGCACCCCCAGCAGACACUCCACCCUCCUGGCAGCAUCCCAGAGACUGGGCAGAAUCAGCUGUUACAGCCCCUUAAACCAUCUCCCUCCAGCGAGAACCUCUAUUCAGCUUUUACCAGUGAUGGUGCCAUUUCAGUACCAAGUCUCUCUGCUCCAGGCCAAGGCUGUGCGAAGUUUAACUGUGCGUCUGAGCGGGUGACAUUCAAACCUGGUGGCAGGAGGACCCGAUUUCUGAGUACGCCCUGCUUGGCUCUUUGGAAGAUGGUGAAAAAAGUCUGUCCUUGCAACCAGCUCUGUAGGACCAGCAGUACGAAUACGGUGGGAGGAGCAGUCAAUAGCCAAGCCCCGCAAGCCCAGCCACCCAGCAGAAAGGGCACAUUCACAGACGAUCUACACAAGUUGGUAGACAACUGGGCCCGAGAUGCCAUGAAUCUCUCAGGCAGGAGAGGAAGCAAGGGACACAUGAACUAUGAGGGCCCUGGAAUGGCACGGAAAUUUUCAGCACCUGGACAGCUUUGCAUCUCCAUGACCUCUAACCUGGGUGGCUCUGCCCCCAUUUCUGCAGCAUCAGCUACCUCUCUAGGUCACUUCACCAAGGCUAUGUGCCCCCCGCAGCAGUACAGCUUCCCAGCUGCCCCCUUCAGCACUCAGUGGAGUGGAACAAGUGGCCCAGCACCACCACCCCUCAACCAGUUCCAGCCUGUAGGGAGUGCAUCCUUGCAGAGUUUCAACAUCAGCAAUCUGCAGAAAUCCAUCAGCAAUCCCCCAGGUUCAAACCUGAGGACCACUUAGCCAGACCGAGACAGGCCUGGGGAAACUGUGGGGAGGGGAGGUAGCCUAUAUACUAACUACUAUGCUGCAUAUAAACUGGUUGUUUCUUGCCAGAAGAAUGUUUCUAACCAUCAUACUUAACCCUCAGGAUGGAGAAUCUCCUUUCUUCCCCAUUUCUUGGAGGGAAAGGGAAAAAGCAGUUUUCUUAUGAAGGGUCAACUUCAUAUUGAGCUUUCUCGCUUCUCUGUAUCCAGCAGCCAGGGCAGUGAACAAGAGAGAAGUCACUGGGACAGCCACUGGAGAUCUCCUUCUCAAAAAGCAACCCCCCCCCAGUGCUGCUCUGAGGGGCAAAGUCCUAGCAUGAGGCUUAACAGUACACUUGAUGUCUCUUCCCUACAGUCACCUAACCCCAACCCCACCCCUUCAAGAGUCCAGACCACAGGAUAAAAAUUUGUCAGGGUCUUUCUUUCCCAUCUCUCCCUUUCAGCUCACCUUCUUUGGAACCCAGGCACUGGGGAGCUCAAGCAGAAUGGAGUUGCAGCUCUUGCUUUAAAAUAGGUCAUAACUGCUUUUAAGUACAAAAUAAUAAUAGCUUUGACUGCAGCAUUUAAAUUGUUUUUUUUUUAAAGUUCCCUGCGGACAUGUAACUUUGCCAUCAGUUUUGAUGUGGAAACACUGUGAUAUAUAAAUGUUGUUGGACAACAGUAGUUAAGAGUGGAAUAUAUAGAGGGUUCAAAAAAGUUCAAAAAAAGCUAGCUAUAUCCGUAUACUUAUUGGAGACACUUUAACUUUUUCCUUUGUAUUUCCAUUGUAUUAGAUAAAUAAAUGUGAAUGUAAAAUUGUAAAAUUACCGUACUUGAAUACUUGUCUGUUCUCCCAGUAUUGCUUGCUGGAUAUUUUAGUGCCUUGGACUUCUAUUGCUUCUGCAGUUAGCAUCAUCUUCCCAGCAGACCCCAGCCAGAGGACAGAUGCAAAGAACCCAUAGGUCCACGUGACCCAGGAUUAAGUAUGCUACAGGAGAAACCAGUUCAAAGGGUGCUUUUAAACCAUCCAGGAAAUUUGCCUGAAGCAGGUCUUGAAAGAGUGGUAGGAGGGGAUACGUUGAGAAAGUUGGUUGGAGGCAGGAGUUAGAAGUGGGGAAAGUGAUAUUAACUAUUGAGCAGUUAGGUUGAGGUCCUAUGGAGUGGUAUGUAUGAAGUGGUAGAAAGAAUGAAGAGUGAAGAGGAAGCUUAUUUAUAGACAGUGACAUCUGCUAGCCAAGCUCAUUACUUCUAUCUAUCUAUGAGCCUUCCUUAUUAUUCCAAAGUAAGGCAGACAGACGAGAAGGCAUCAGGAGAGUAUUGUCUAGAAAAAGUUGAAUCUGAAGGUUGGCUUGGGUUCUUAUCUAUCAAGUGGUCCUGAAGUGCUGGAGUAAGAUGAGGAGGAAAUUUAAUCAAGGGGGAAUCUGCUGGGACUGCUUUCCUUUUUCCGGUGUACCAGAGGCCUCUUAACCUGGAACAAUAACCAUUGCUGCCAUUGGAGGCCCUGAAACCACUGGUAUCUAAGCCACAUCUAUUUAUGAACAUUGCAGAAAAGACUGGUUUUUCCCAUUCCUCCUCUCUGAGAUGCCCAAGUGCUAUCAAAAACAAAACUUACUGUGCCACCUUUUAUACAUUUCUACAUCUACUUGCAAUUUCCUCUCAUCUUUUCAUUCAGAAAUAAGAAUUCCCUGAAUAAUACUGCAACCAAACAGUAUUACUCAGUGCUGCAUCCAGCUAUGCUGGGGGUGUGCCACAUGUCCUGAUGUUAUGCAACUCCAGAACAUUCAAGGCUCCAAGAAGAGGGGGGGGGGGGGGGGGCAAAAAAAAAAAAACAUGCCUAAUUAUUUGGUAUCUCUGCUGUCAAUGGAGAUAAGGAAGGUAUUUCUGUGGGUGCUUCUCUGCUUUCAUAAUAUAAGGGGAGAAAAUGUUUCCAACCUCUGAUCCAGCUUCAUACAGCACAGAGGACACGCACCUUGUAAAAACAAAGACUUGAUCAUAUAUGGCGGCAAGGGUUGCUAUCCUGUAUGUUCCUUGAAUGAUCUAUUUCCUGAGUUAAAUGAAAUAUGGCUCUAAACCUGCAAAUAAGACAAAACAAGUAGCUGGAUGAUCUAGGGAAGCAGAAAAAGGAGGGGUGGGGUUGGUGAACCUUGAUUACCAUAUGUUUCAUUUUGUUUUGUUUUCAAUUUUGAGAAAAAGGCCUUGCCUAGAGUGGAGAGGAUGAGGGGAGAUCGUAGGGUAAGGAUGAAAUUAAAAAGAUCCCAAUGACUGAGCAAUGAGCCAUCUAAUAGAACAGAAAUAGGAGAGAUGACAACAUUCUGCCAGAAGAACUGGGCAGCCAAAUGCAGCACAUAGUUAUUUAACUCUAUUGGUUUAAAAGUUUGAGGGGCUUUUCACUUACAAAAACAUUUACCAGGUUCAACAUUUACCAAGAACUGGUUUUUAUUUACUAUUGAUUUCCCACCUGUGGACGAAAUAACUGAAACCUAGAGGAAUAAACUAAUGCUACUGAACUGUUUAAAUUAUUUUGUGUUAAUAGUACACUUAGAGUAUCUUUUUCCACAUUUAAAAAAAAACUGUUUCUUAAUUACAAAUGUUUUCUUUACAUUAUUUAACAAUGUACACUGUAAAAAAAAAUAAAAUUAAUUCAAACCUUGGGGGUUUCUGAGCAGCCGUUAAUUGUAUAUUUUGCACUAACUGGCCGUUGCGCUUCUUGUAAGAUUGCGCUUUGCGCUGCAGUUUGUUACCUUUGUAGACUUAUUUAAUGAAACCAUUCAAAUAAACCGAACUUGCUUUUGUGGA